Rotaria sp. Silwood2 is the source of this 1099-nucleotide messenger RNA. The record is from the annotation of a GenBank genome assembly. NCBI's taxonomy places the organism in Eukaryota, Metazoa, Rotifera, Eurotatoria, Philodinida, Philodinidae.
AUGGGUGAUUACCGUAUUAGUAUUGAACAUUUGAUUGAUUUGAUAGAAUCGAAAAACAAAGUUGAACAUAAUUUAAUUAAAAGUGAUAUCUGUCCGAAAGACAGACAAAAUUAUGCUUCGUGUCGAAGAAUAUCGUCCGAAUUAGUUCUACAAUUAUUAAAGGAGCAAGCAGAUUAUAAAGGAACAUAUAUUUAUUUGUCAUUAUUACGAUCUGUUAUAAUAGGGUUAAUAGAAAAAUCAACAACUGUUGAAGAGCGUUUGUAUCAUAUAUGGAGUGUGGUAUUCACAUGUAGGUUUUGGUGGACAUGGUUACAGCAUUCGAAACUAAAAAUUAAUUAUGAUGACAAUAAUGAUGAAAUAAUAGAUAAUAUUAAAGCUAAUAGUUUUAUUACAAAGCCAACGUUUUGGUGUAUAGAAAUUAAUGCUCAUACACUACUUUAUAUUGUUUUAUUAGUUAUUAAAAGAAAACUGCCCGUUAAUGCACUUAAUACAUAUCUUUUUAAUUCACAAACAUGUGAAAAUACUUUUCGUAUAGCACGUGCUUUAUCAGGUCCGUAUUCUUCAAUCACAAAUUUCACUGUUAAAUCAUUCACAAAGAAGUGCGAAAAAAUAUCGAUAAUCAAUUCUAUUAAAUCUCGUGGUGGGCAAAUAGGUGAAUAUAAUUUUAAAUUUCCACAACAUCAUAAAGUUGAAAAAGAAGCACACGACUAUUCAAUAAAUCCUAUUCAGCAUUUGAAUUUAACGGAAUCCGAUAUUGAAAAAAUUAUACAAAGUGCAUUUGAAUCAGCUAAACAAAAUAUUGAAAUCGUCAAUAUAACCACAGUGUUAAAAAAUAAACAUAAAUACUCAAUUUCCGAACUAAGUCAAUAUAUAAAAACAAAUAUCAGUAAAUCCGACGAAGAUGAUCUACAAGAUGAUGAAAAUGAUUCACCGAUGUCUAAUGAUAAAGAUCAAAUAUCAGCGAAUAGUACUGAUGGAGAAGAAGAAGAACAAGAAGAAGAUGCUAUAGCUAGUAAUCUCUCUGAUGUUGAAAAAAAAAGCUUUCAUGGCUGUCGAAUCUAUGAUAGAAUCAAUCCUCAACAAAGUAAAAAAUAUUUUC